Messenger RNA from Uloborus diversus, 1345 nucleotides. RefSeq names its product breast cancer metastasis-suppressor 1-like protein-A (gene Brms1). Gene Ontology annotation, biological process: negative regulation of transcription by RNA polymerase II. The transcript is spliced from 11 exons. Bases 234 to 1220 code for a protein of 328 amino acids. Lineage: Eukaryota; Metazoa; Arthropoda; Arachnida; Araneae; Uloboridae. Gene Ontology annotation, molecular function: histone deacetylase binding. The record is from RefSeq and is a predicted model, not a curated record. Gene Ontology annotation, cellular component: Sin3-type complex.
CAGAUUUUUUGUAAACAAUUUUUCCAAGCCAGAUUUUACAACAGAAAAAUUUAGCUUUCACCUUCUUUUUUUCAUUAAUUUAUUGAGUAAAUUGUCAAUUUUCUUUUGUGACUUAAAAAAGCCUUGACUGUUUAUGUACCUCGGAGCUUAUUUUCAAUUUCUUUAAAUUGUAUUUGGGACAGAAGUAGUUGAUAACAGCGUUUUCGGAACUGCUAUAUGGAACGUAAUUGAAGAUGCCGGGAGUUAAAAAUCUGCAUGACAGCGAUCCGGAAGAAAUGGAUCAAGAAACAGCCGAGAGUGAAAAGUCCAGUAAUGAUGAUACAGAUUCAUCAUCUGGCUCAGGAUCAGAUGAUGACGAUAGUUCAGAGGUCAAUGAAGAAGAUUUUGAUCGGAGAAGAAAUGAAUGUUUGAAUCAGAUGGCAGAACUUGAAAAACAGUUUAUUUUGAUGAAAGAACAAUUAUAUGAGGAAAGAAAUACCCAAGUUGAAAUACAAUUGGAAGAAGUAAAAGCUGGUACAGCUGCAGAAUAUCUUCAACCCGUUGAUGAAUUAAGACUAAAUUAUGAAACUCGUUUAGAAGUUGCUGAAAUAUUAAGAGAUUUGAAACUUGUCAAUAUAAAGCACAUUUGUGAAGCUGAACAACAAGCUGCUAUGCAAAAUUUACAGAGUGAAAAAGCUCUCUUAUGGGAUUCAAUAAAGUCUGACUUAGAAGACAAGAUUCGAAGAUUAGAAGAAGAUCGUAAUAGUAUUGAUAUUACAUCAGAUCUUUGGAAUGAACAAGUGAACCAUAGGAAAAACAAAAGGAAAGCAGAUCCACAGUGUGUAGGAAAACGUCGAAAACCUGUUACUGUUUCAGGUCCAUAUAUAGUUUAUAUGCUUCAUGAAAAUGAUAUUUUAGAAGACUGGACGACUAUUAGGAAAGCAUUGAAAGCUUCAAAACAAAGUAACGAAUUUGUAAACUGUUUUUCAGACGAGUUCAAUACUCCUGAGCAGAGGGUAAGUGCACGUUUUGCUGAUGGAAAACUCUUAUUCAAGGGAGAUUCAUUUAGGAAAGGGGAAUCUGUAUAUGUAGAUGACAAGAUUGACAGCCCCUGGCCGGCUCAUGUCAUAUCGGUGAACACUAGCGAGGUUCUUCUACAAAAGCAGGAUAGCAGUUGGAGCAGAAUUUGCAUAAGUGAUUUACAGUCUGGAAAAUUUACCAUUAGACAUGCUGUAUCCUGAAAAUAACUAUGGUCAAACAUUGCAGCAGCGUUUGAAAGAGGUACAUCUUCCAAAUCAUGAUUCAAUCUAAAUCUGAAGCAUCUACACUGUACAUAAAAUGUAUAUAUAAAGUUAUUUUCAUUAAA